GGGCAAACCGGAACAUCUAUUUUAUGUGUUGCCAUUGCGAAUACGAGGUAGUUGCAGCUACAACAACCUGCUAGAUAGCAGCUAAGUUAGCGCUGGCUAGCUUAGUUCUCUGGGACCUACCCGUCCGCUUAAUAGCUAAAAGCCCAUAUAGCAAUAGACUCGCUUUUAGUUAACUCGAAGAGACUGUUUAUACCACAUUUCCAGAGGAAAAGGCGCAAGCUUUGCGUCAAUUUCUACAGAACAUAAUGACCAACUACAGAGCUUUUCAUACGCAACUGUCGUCCAUCAUGGACGCAUUGACCAAAGCAGCGGUGGCUGAAGUCUGCGAGCUCGUCGAUGACAGCUAUGCUGUUUUACAAUUGGAAAUAUCUCGAAGCCACAAAGAGAAUGAGGCAUUGAGAAGGAAACUCGAGCUGAUUGAAACCAUCAUUGCGCGUGGGCAGAGGGGGAACAUGUCUGAAUCAAACCACCAAGAUAACAAUCCAUUGAUGUUGUGCGAUUCCAUCAAUGCAGAACGUCCUUCAUCUGGAAAGGCUGCCUGUACCAAGCAAACAAAUGAUAAUCUAAGAAGAACUGGAACGAUCACAGCUGUUCAGGAAGCCACAGAACAAGCCACAGAAGAAUCUGAAAAUAAAGAGGUGGUGUUACAGUUACCCGAGGAGAGCAGACCGGACGUAGUCCUGAUCAAGGAGGAGAAGAUGAUCGGGGACUCAGAUGCUUGCAAUGACACUCAGGAUAUUCUGCUGAUCAGUGAAGAGGGUACAGAGGCAACGUCUGUCAAAAUGGAUAACAGUGAAGAAGGGCUGUCUCGAUUGACCCCGUCCUCCCUGCAGACCAGGUUGAGGGACUGGGACCGAGGUGGAGAGGACAGCAGCCACCAGUCUGAGCAGAGGAUCGAGGGCUCUCAGAAGACUCCCCAGGGCUUGCGCUCCGAGUUCACGGCUGGCCGAGAGAACCCGCUGGGCUUAGACUACAUGCUGCGUGAGACACCCAGCGAGCCUGGGUCCUCCAGUCCACGAGGGGGCGACAGCGAAAUGGAGACAGUGGAACCCAUUUAUGAUUUCCAGUCGGAAGCUGACGCAGACGUCGCAGCUACUCACCCCGCUAGGAAACGAUUCCCGUAUGAACCAGACAGUAGUCAAAAUUCUGUUGCUGGGAAUUUUGAAAUGAAAAGAGGUGUUUCGAUGGUCAGCUCUCUGCCAUACAAUGUGGAACUGGAUAUGUGUUCUUCGUGGAGUAACCAGGGCAUGCCAGGAAUGGUUUCCAUGCAACACGGGCAAUAUCUGAAACCGGACCGCAGGGAAUUGCUUAUUGACAAGGUUGCAGACUUGAACUCUUCCCACUACCAAAUGACCGCCGCAGGACUUCAAACCACAGCCAAGUACGACAAUAGAGAGAACAAGCGUUUUAUUUGCACCUUCUGCAGCAAGUGUUUCACGUCGUCACGAAGUCUUGAGACACACCUGCGGGUCCACACAGGAGAGAGACCGUACAGCUGUGCCCAGUGUGGGAAGAGGUUUACCCAGUCUGGCCACCUGAAAACACACCAGAGCGUUCACACUGGAGAGAGGCCAUUUGCCUGCGAGCACUGCGGUAAAAGAUUCGCCGGGAAACAAAACCUGAGGCUGCACCAACAGAAACACCACCCUAAUCUGUGAAGUAACAUGCAUUAGACCCGCAUUAGACCAGAACCCUGAUAGUGUUUUAAUGUUGAAGUACGGACAUUGAAGAUUAUUGGGCGUGCUUGUAUUUUCAUACUAAUUGUGUUGAUGAAUGAACUGAGAAACACUGUGGAGUUACGUUAGGACGCUGUCAUAGCUUCAGUUUUCUUUGGUACAAUUAAGAAAAUGUAAUCCAAUUUAUAAAGCCAUUCGAUGAGCCAUGUAUUACCUCUGGAAUGUAAUUUGAAAAUUAACAAGUAAAUUCCGUAUGAGUUUGUUUGCUACCAUAACAGUUUAAAGGAUCCAUAAGAACCAUUGUGUGUAUUUUCAAAUGUGUUCAUAUCCUACUCUGUAUAUUCGCCCCCCAAAAAAGAUCUUCUUCAUCAAGGGUUGUAUUUAUAUGUAACAAUAUAACGUUGUUAGUGUGCUUGCAAGAAGACGACUCAUGUCAAGUAAGGAGCCUGUUUCUCAAAAGCAUCUUAUGUUUUGAUGAAUCCCUUAAGUUAAUUAAAAAACAAAAGAUGCUUUUUCGAAAAAUGGCCCCAGAACUGUAACACAAUGUGUUCUCACAGUAAACCUACCUUAUAUAACAAAUAUACUUUUUUCUUUACUGUAUUCGUUUCUGUUUACUGAGGGCAUUAAUUAUUAUAGUUAUUUACUCAACUAAUCAUGAAACAAGCUGUAUAGUCCAGCAAAUGAGAACCUAAAAUAAAUACGUCAACCAUUUUAUGAUGGCAUUAUUGAAGUGUGCAGGCAGUCUGAGAAGCAUGUCAACCCUGGAGGAUAACUUAUUAAAAUGGCUGCAAUUCUUAUUUCCUGUUGAAAUAAAAUAGAUUAAAAUC
Esox lucius (northern pike) is the source of this 2503-nucleotide messenger RNA. RefSeq names its product gastrula zinc finger protein 5-1-like. Bases 246 to 1658 code for a protein of 470 amino acids. Gene Ontology annotation, cellular component: nucleus. NCBI's taxonomy places the organism in Eukaryota, Metazoa, Chordata, Actinopteri, Esociformes, Esocidae. The transcript has 4 exons. The record is from RefSeq and is a predicted model, not a curated record.